Rotaria sordida is the source of this 534-nucleotide messenger RNA. Lineage: Eukaryota; Metazoa; Rotifera; Eurotatoria; Philodinida; Philodinidae. The record is from the annotation of a GenBank genome assembly.
AUGAAGCCAGAAAAACGUAAAACAAGUUUUAAUGAAAAAAUGAAAUCAAAAGAAAAUGUUGAACAAUUGAAAUUUGAAGGUUCAUGUUAUUGUGGUUUAUGUCAAUUUAUUUGUGAAGGAAAACCAAUUUUUCGUGUUAUUUGUCAUUGUUCAAUUUGUACAAGAAUUUCAGGUGGUAUUGCUGUUGCAUUUGUUGGAUUUGAAAAUGAUAAUUUAAAAAUAAUUAAAGGAUCAGAACAUUUACGAGGUUUUAAAACAACAGAACGAAUGGAAAGAUUUCAUUGUGAAAAAUGUUCAUCAAAUGUUUAUAAUCAAUCAUUAUUAGCUGAUCGAUUAUUUCGUGAUACAUCAUUAAUGAAUUUUCAAAAAGAUGAUCAAGGAAAUAUUCUUCAUUUAGAUCAAUUAAAACCUGAUAGUCAUAUGUUUUUUAGUCAAUGUCAAGAAUGUUAUUCUGAAAUGUUCAAAACAGAUGGUUUAAUUAAAUUUAGUUCAAUGCCAGGAUCAACAAUUAUUCCAAAUCAUCCAUCUAAAUAG